Molecule: messenger RNA, 1724 nt
Organism: Schizophyllum commune H4-8
Lineage: Eukaryota; Fungi; Basidiomycota; Agaricomycetes; Agaricales; Schizophyllaceae
Exons: 3
Coding region: 71-1603 (510 amino acids)
Source: RefSeq, a predicted model, not a curated record
CGCAACUCGGCGCCGGACGUCGACGCUGCCCACCAAUCUCUUCGCUCGAAAACUGCAGUGCUCAUAAAUCAUGGGCCAACACACCUAUCAGCGCUCCCCGCCCGCUUUCCCUACUUUCAGCUACGUUCCUCAGCACAACGCUCUCGGACUCGUGUUUGCGCCGCCGGAGGAUUGCCUUGCGCAACAACCGCGCGGAGAAGUGCUCUCUCAUUUGAGCUGGAAGCGCUCAAGACAGAGCUCGACGGGCUCGGCGGUGUCGGUCAUCAACAAGUUGCCUGCCGAGCUUCUGUCAUUGAUCUUCGCGCUCUCCGUGGAGGACGAGGCGUGCAAUCUCGCCCUUGCCGUCCUUCACCCCAACUGCACGCCGCUCGUUCUGGCUAGGGUUUGCCAUCUCUGGCGCGAGACAGCUGUCGAACUUCCAUCGCUAUGGCAGCAUUUCAUGUUGCGCCCGUGCGACGGGAGAGAGCAUCAUUAUCGGAUGGCACACACCUUCAUCAAGCGCACCAAAGGGAGUGGACUGCAUAUACGCUACAGCGAGGAUGUGCGCUCGGAAGAAAGCCGUAGACCCGUCGAAAGCUGCCCGUGUUCUCUGAACGUCAUCCUUGAUAACCUCGGCUCGAUCAAGACACUCGAGCUCUCCGAGGUCGGGAAGAAGACUUCCACACGCUUGUCCGACGCAGCUAUGAAGGCCGGCACCUCAAUUCAACGUUUCUCCCUCAGCAUGGAAGAGACGGUCCUGCAUCUCGAUACAGCUCAAGCCAUUUCGCGCUUGUACUGCUCCCCUGCUUUACGGCAUUUCGAAUGGGACUCGCAUAUCUUCCCUUGCAACGUACCCUGGUCGCAUAUGCUGUCUGUCGACCUCAACAGAUGCCUCGUCGCUCCAGUAUAUUUUGUGAAUAUACUCGUGUCUGCGCCGCAUCUGCGAGAAUUGUCGGUGAAGAUGGCCCGGCUGUCCCCCAUGAAGCACCUGGGCGUCAGACAUGAUUCCUUACGACGCCUAUCCAUCGACGGGAUGGGUGCGCAGGACAACAUUCUUGACUUCUUGCAUGCGCCGAAUCUGACAGAGCUGUCGCUCCAACCCCUUCGCUCUUUGCCGGAUGGUGCAUGCUAUGCCCAGUGGCCCGUUACAACGCCGGACGUCUUGUUUGACUUCCUCGGUCGCUUGUCCGGAGGACUGGAGUCCUUCAGACUAAUCGACACUGGCAACCUCGACGAACUCGCUCUCCUCCAUCUUUUUUCCCUCCCGCAGAUGUCGACUCUGCGACGCCUCCAUCUCUCCGCACGAGCAGCAGUCGCUGGUGAUCAGCUCUUUCAUUUCAUGCUCCCGAGUCAGUGGUCGGGCGUGCCCACCCUUCUUCCUCGGUUGGAAAACCUCACGUUGGCUGGGUGCACCACGACGGACGGCAUGAUCUCCGAUAUGCUGCGCGCUCGCCAAUACCUGCAUUAUCCUCUGCACCUGGUUUGGCUUGGGUUCCCACGCAAUGACCAGCCUGAGGUGGCGCAUCGGACAGACAUCGCUGCUUUUCGCAAGCUGAAGCAGUACGGGAUGGAGGUUUCGUGGUAUCCUUCGCGUUUUCCGGAGGCGACGGUGUAUAUCGGUUAAACCAGACGUAGAAGUUCAUACCGUGUUUACUCGAAGCACCUAGGAAACUUUACCCCUUGAAAGCCUGGUCUAUUAACUUUAAUCUAUGAUUUUGAGGAUAACGUGGACUCGAACAUACGUC